This is a messenger RNA of Closterium sp. Naga37s-1, 444 nucleotides long. The record is from the annotation of a GenBank genome assembly. NCBI's taxonomy places the organism in Eukaryota, Viridiplantae, Streptophyta, Zygnematophyceae, Desmidiales, Closteriaceae.
AUGGAAGCCUUAGGAUCGCGUUUGCACAGCGAUUUCCGCUUAUCUCCCACCUCACUCACCCCUUAUCCCCCCUCCGCUCUUCCCUCCUUCCUUCUCACUCCCCUCCCCGCCUCCCCCCCAAUUCUCGCUCACCCCACAUCCCCUUCCCCCACCAUGCCUCCUCUCCCCCCUCACUCGCACCUCAUCCCUCACUCCAUCCACCCAGCGUUCCCCCCUUUCUUCCAGUCCUUUCCUCAUAUUUCCCCUCACUCACCCCUCGUUUCUCCCAUCCAUUCAUCCCAUACGUCCUUAAUCCCCACUCCCUCCACCUCGAACCAUUUGUUAUUUCCCCUCUGCUCACCCAUCAUCUCCCUCCACGCACCUCCGUCUCCCACCCCUCAUCUCCCCCCUCCCCCCAACCUCUCCUUGCUCUGCUCACGCCCCACACACCCUUCAACCCCCUAA